Molecule: messenger RNA, 632 nt
Organism: Daktulosphaira vitifoliae (grape phylloxera)
Lineage: Eukaryota; Metazoa; Arthropoda; Insecta; Hemiptera; Phylloxeridae
Exons: 6
Coding region: 164-541 (125 amino acids)
Source: RefSeq, a predicted model, not a curated record
AAAAUCAAUUGGUACUAUUAAAAAAACCCAGCACAGGGGGCCACGACACAGUGGUGACGUGGCAUAGUUGAAUCAAAAACAAUUUUGUGAUAAACAUUACACAAUAUUAAAAUAAUAUCAAUUAAAAUUAUCUGUCAUAAAUAAGCUUAUAACCAUAGUUAAAAUGAAGAUAUUUUUUUUAUUCACGUUUUAUUUAAUGAUUAUAGAAACUUCUCAGAUGGAUUGCUGUUGCGGCAAUCAAAGCAAAAAAGAAUAUGAAAAUGCAGUAAAUAUAUUGAAGAACUGUAUUGAUACUGUUUUUAAAAAUAUGCCAGAUUAUAAAAAUGGUUUUACUAACAUUAAGACUCUUACUAAAGCUGUACAAGAUUAUCAGAGCAUGUAUAUACGAGCAAAAAAUCUAAAAAAUGCAUUUGAAAUUGAUAGAAUUAAUACAGAAUUGGGACUAAGACUUGCUGCAGAUAAUGUAAAUAACGAAAAUUUGGUUCAAAGUCUAAAAGAAUGCGUAGAAACAUUUCAUGGAAAUUUAAACAUUGUAGCUUAAUAUCUCUAUGUUGUAGAAUUGUAUGAUGUGACCGCGAUGUCUAUUAUAAUAGGAAUCAAAAAAGUUUAAAAAUAUUAAUCAUAUAAAUAUA